This is a messenger RNA of Cercospora beticola, 1068 nucleotides long. RefSeq names its product Sen15p (gene SEN15). The record is from RefSeq and is a predicted model, not a curated record. Gene Ontology annotation, molecular function: nucleic acid binding; tRNA-intron lyase activity. Lineage: Eukaryota; Fungi; Ascomycota; Dothideomycetes; Mycosphaerellales; Mycosphaerellaceae. Gene Ontology annotation, biological process: tRNA-type intron splice site recognition and cleavage; tRNA splicing, via endonucleolytic cleavage and ligation. Gene Ontology annotation, cellular component: tRNA-intron endonuclease complex.
ACCACAAGCCAUUCGCGCCGGUGGUGAGAGUGUAAGUGAAGAAAGAGCAGCAGGCUCAUUGCACACCGACCGUACCAAGUACAGAAACCCAGCUUCUCCAUUUUCGCAUCUUGAUUGAACUUUUUCGCGCUUUCUUUCAUUUGAACGACACAACAAUACGAUGGGCGCACCAACUACGUCGCGAACUCCCCUCCCACCGCCCUCGGCUCUCCAGACCUUGCUGGCCAGAUAUCCUCCGCCAUCGGGCUCUUCCUCCGACCACCAUUUCCUAGCGAUCCAGAUUGCUCACAAUUUGCAUUACCAACACCUCUGGACACAAAUUCAGCUCCACACGCACUCGCCCACGACCGGGGCCGCACUGCCUCGGCCUAUCCUCUCUGGUCUCCCGCCUCAAAGACUCUACGUUCACCCCGACGAACAAAUCGAACUUCUGCAGAAACAAAAAGAUGAAGGAAAGAGCGGAAUGCCAAAGUUAUCGCGAGAAAGAGAGUGGGUGCUGCCAAGCCAUUUGAGAGAGCAGUGGAGUUUAAGGAGGUUCGGCGAGAUCUUUGACCACAUUGAGGCUGUACCGAGCACGAGAACAGGUGCUGGAGGCAAGUCACAGUCACUGUUUGGAGAGUUAAACGGAGACGAGACGGAACUGGUGGAUGAGCUUGACGGAGUGGACGAUGCAGCAGGAGAGGGAGAGAAUGUGAACAAAUGGAGGGUCAACAUGCCCAAGAGGCUGCUGCUAUCGACUGUAGAUGAUGACAGUACUGUGGUGUACUACAUCGUGCACGACGGCAUCGUAAAACCGAGGCAGAACUGAGCAGACCAUGGCCCUGGACGAUGCAUAUGCAACGCGGGAAAUUGAGAAAGGUCACGACUUGUGAUGACAAGGCGGUAUAACAGCCGCGCCCAGUGCCGUUGCAAAGAUGAAACACGCUCAUUCCGGCUCUUUGCGGACAAUGGGCAAGAUGGAUACGACGAAUACGACGAAUACGAAGCGUGCACAACCUCGAAAUCGGGCACGAAAGACGUGCAAGCAGAACGUUGCGAGAUCAGCAAUGGCGAACAAGCUUAUGCAUC